Molecule: messenger RNA, 1251 nt
Organism: Mesocestoides corti
Lineage: Eukaryota; Metazoa; Platyhelminthes; Cestoda; Cyclophyllidea; Mesocestoididae
Source: the annotation of a GenBank genome assembly
AUGGUUGAUAUUGAGGGUGGUAGUGCUUCUGGGGCAGAUGAUUACCCAGAUGAUUGUGACGACUAUUAUGGGCUUUCUGAAGAAAGCGAUAAAGAUGAUGUUAUACUAAGGUUUCGUAGGAUUCUUAAGGAUGAUCUCUGUCCAAUUUGCUUUUCACCACCAUCAUCUUCGGAAUGUGUGGACACGAGCCAGAACCCAGCUUUUGCUGAACCUCGUCUAUUUGGAAUGAGUUGUGGCCACAUGUUUUGUCUUGAAUGUUGGAAGUCGUUUUUCAACGUCCGGAUCUCAAGCUCACACGUGCCGAUAAUUGAGUGCAUGGACACAGAAUGUACCAUACGAAUUCCCGACGACUUUAUUUUGGCUGUUCUCAAUGAUCUUGAGUCUGCGCUGAAGCAUCGCCAACAUAUUCUUAACGAGGUUAUCAAGGCUCAUCCUCGACUACGUCCCUGCACUGAUACUCACUGCACGAGCAUCAUUUAUGCCCUCGAAGCACCAAAACCGCUGCGUGUAACCUGUGAGACCUGCGGCACACAAUUCUGUUUUUCCUGUAGCAUUGAAUACCACGCUCCGGCACACUGCGAGACGAUUAAGCAGUGGCUGCAAAAGUGCCGAGAUGACUCUGGCACCGCCAAUUACAUGGCUGCUCACACCAAGGAUUGUCCCAAUUGUGGUGUUUUAAUAGAAAAAAACGGUGGAUGUAAUCACAUGCAAUGUUUCAAAUGUCAGCAUCAGUUUUGUUGGGUCUGUCUUGGACCUUGGCAGGAGCACCCAGUGGAAUACUACAACUGUAGCAAGUACCGCAAAUCUGAAGAUUCUGAACGAGAAUCCAAAAGAACUCGGGCCAGAGAAUAUCUUCAACGCUACCUAUUCUACUAUGAAAGGUGGGAGAAUCAUGAGAGGAGUUUGCGUUUGGAGGAAAAACACUACGCCAGCAUCCAAGCCCGAAUUCAGUCAAAAAUGCAAAACGGUGAAGGUACGUGGAUCGACUGGCAGUAUCUUUUAACGGCUGCAGAUACCCUUCGGAAGUGCCGCUACACCCUCAAGUACACAUAUCCCUAUGCCUACUACCCCCCUCCCUGCAUGUCACAGCGCCUGCCAUUGUUCGAGUACCAGCAAGCUCUCCUCGAAGCUGAGGUAGAGGAUCUCUCUUGGAAGAUUGCCCGUGCCGAAAUAACAGAACGAGGUGCACUACUGAACAAAAUGAACAUUUGCGAAAAGCACCGGAGAACAUUAAUACAGGAAUUUUACUAA